CGAACUUGGCCAACAGGAUGGACGAGUCGACUGGACAAACGAGACAGCGAGAGUUCGCGCCGUCGACAUCGAUUACUUGGCACUUCCUAUGCGUCCCUGCUUCAGUGCGCGGAUGCUGUACGCCAUCGAGCCCUCUUUCGACCUUCCGUGAAAGGCGCGCGGUAGACGGGACCAACCGCCCAAUGGAGCAGCGUUGUCGUCACUUGGCAGGAAUUUUGCGGUUCGACGUCGAUGAUGUCCCAUGGCGCACUCUUCUGUAGUACUGGUCCAGCGUCUUGAUUGGAACAGCGGUUCGGCGCGCGCAGCUCUUGGCGAGUUGGAGCUGUCGUCUCGUUCGGCCUUGGUUUCUCCUCGACGUCAUGUGGCUGUCAAUCCACUCGAUUACUUUGUCGUGGCCUUGCUGAACGAUUUGAAAGCCUGCUCGAAACAUUGGAUCGAUCUCAAUGUCUUCCGCACGCGUGGCGCUCGGACAAGGAGUUGUUUUACGGUAAAAGUACACCGCAUGGCCUUCGCUGGACCCUGCCAUCGACGUCGGCAGGCGCCCGAUCUCUUCCACGUGGAACCCGUACUGCUCGAUGACUUUUCGGGGGCCGUGAAAGCUCACAAAAUAGCGCGAUUCUUGACUCUCAUUGAAGCAUUCGGCAAUGUGCCCCAUCGCGGCAGGAGGAAACCCCACAUCGAAACUGUACACAUGCGAGAACGGAUCGAGAGAUGUGGCGUCUGUGAUGUCGCCCUGGGUGAAGAUAACAGGGCGCACCUUCUUGGCCACGGUAGACGACAGCACGCUGCGAAGAUUGUGGAGGCUGAGUUCCCACCGCUGGUCCUCGAGUUCUACGCCGUACGAAAUGGCGACGCCAGGCGAGACCGCCGCAUGAAAGUUCGGUUUGCCCAGCCCACUUCCAAUAUCAAGAAACACGGACUGGUCAGUCAACUCGCAAUGCUCCAUCAUGUACUCGAGAAUCUUGGCCAUGGAAUUCUUGGUGAUCUCGCCAUAAAUCGCACCCCCCGCGCCAUUGCCACCCAGGGCACCCGUUUGCUUGUGAAUGAUUUGGUAGACCGAGGUCACGUCAUGUUGCACAAAGGUCAGGUCGAUCUCCUUCGAACGUUCCUCGCUCAAGGGUUUGGCGGUAGAAGGCAGCAUGUCAGCAGCUUUCGCACGCUUUCUUGCCGACGACGGCCUGGUGGAGUUGAGGGAGCGCUUCCUGGGGCCAACUGGUGAUGUCGACGUUUUCGGUACCGGGGUGGCCGUGGUCUUGACACGAAGCGAGGCGGCUGAGUUCAGAACCUGAUCGAUCAACGACCGCCGCCGCAAAGCGGGGCUGGCACUGCUCGAGUUACUUGCCGUCAUGUUGUCCCAGCCGCCGGCGCGAUCGCAGGGCCGUUCUGCCAAUAAUUCACUUGUCAGAGUUCC
Molecule: messenger RNA, 1411 nt
Organism: Aphanomyces invadans
Lineage: Eukaryota; Oomycota; Saprolegniomycetes; Saprolegniales; Verrucalvaceae
Exons: 2
Coding region: 242-1219 (325 amino acids)
Source: RefSeq, a predicted model, not a curated record